GAUCUCAAGUGGCCUUUCCCCUUAACUAUUUGAGAUCGAGGGGUCUGAUAUUCUUCCCUGUUUGCAUAGGUGGCCUCACCUGUCCUACAAAUUCAAAAGCUGCUUCGUAUUUAUGAAGCAAAAAGACAAACAAAAUGACAAGGGUAUUCUCAGGUGGUGAGGUCUAAUCGACAACUGAGCAACUCUUGGUAGGCAGACUCAUAUUUAAGAGCACGGUCUGAACUAUUUUGGAUUGUAUUUUGCACACACACUAGUUGUCCUGAUAGUGAAAGGCCAGAGAGUUGAGCUCCAGGUGGUGAUACUAGCUAUUUAUGUUCAGUUUUUUUUUUUUUUUGAUCCGCUAUUUAUGUUCAGUUUGAGAUGGGUCUUUUCGCUCUAUGUUUAUUCAUUGGGUUUUGCUAGUCCACAAACAGAAACUAAAGCCUCCCACUCAGGGUUCCCUCCAGUCUUUUCUUGGGAUAUUCACAGUUGUAUUGGGUUGUUUCUCUAUUACUUGUAAUGGAGUCUUCCAAAGUUCCUGGAGAUUCAGAAGAAUGUUGCAGCAGUGAGUCCGGUUGGACAAUGUAUAUUGGCUCUCCGGGUGACGAUGAUAGCGACGCCAAUGAUGGCCACAGCACCGAUAAAACAGUGCACAACAAUGACAAAGAUGAAGAUGACGAUGGAAGCGAUGAUUCUAUGGCUUCAGAUGCCUCGUCUGGUCCGAGCCAUCGAGAGCUUCCGUACCUAAGUAAUAAAGGAAGUCGUGUAUUGGGUGAUUCCAAGCACUCAGUGAGUGAAGAUCAGAGUAAGUAUUCCUCAAGCAAGAAACCUAACAAAAAGGUGGAGAAGAAGAGAAAUGAAAAGAGGAUAAAUGGAGAGAAGGAAGUGCCAGGCCAUAAUGCAAAUAGUGCUGCUGCUAGUUAUGGUCAGGGUGAAGCAAAGGUGAGAAAAAACAACAAAACGGCGGGAAAAUAGAAGGAUUCUAAGGUUUCAUUCGGAUAUCGUCCAAGAUUGGUUGCAUAGUUUCUUUAUCUCAUCCUACAAUAUCGGAAAAAGGUUACAAAAAGGAAGGGCCAUCCAUGCUGUGGUCCUAAAGUCUCAGUUUUCCGUGUUGGAUCAAGAAAAUGUAGUUUGACAGUUUGUUAGCACAUGCAUCUAUGCAUCAAGAAUGUGCACCUACAACUGUAUUUUCAUGUGUUCUAUUACGCACAUUUGCUUAUCAAUUAUAUUCUGUUGUGUAUAUGCCUCCAAAACA
Rhododendron vialii is the source of this 1234-nucleotide messenger RNA. RefSeq names its product protein SOB FIVE-LIKE 4-like. The transcript has a single exon. The coding region runs from base 499 to 954 and encodes 151 amino acids. Gene Ontology annotation, biological process: cytokinin biosynthetic process. Lineage: Eukaryota; Viridiplantae; Streptophyta; Magnoliopsida; Ericales; Ericaceae. The record is from RefSeq and is a predicted model, not a curated record.